CGGUCAGUGUCAUUCGGGUUUGUAUUUUUCGGGAAGAGCGAGGUUUCGUCAUGUUCCUGCACCAAUAUUUCCCUGGAUUUCAAUGAGAUAUCCACCUGCAACUAGUCUCAGUGGUGCAGUGACAAGCAAAGCGGAUAGAUAAUAAGUGAAAUUGUGAAUAAUCAUGGUGAUGAGUGUGUUGGAAAUGGCGCAAUUUGCACAGGAGAAGAAGCUCACGGGCUUUCUGCUCCUCCUCAUUCUGGAUCUCUUCCUCGAUGGUGCCGAGUCAGCAACGCAGGCAGAAAUCAACAGACAUCUGGAGAUGGGCAGGGAUUAUCUGGCCAGGAAUCAGCUGGCUGACGCCCUCACACACUACCACGCAGCCGUUGAGGGUGAUCCAUCCAACUACCUGGCGCUGUUCCACCGCGGCACCGUUUAUUACGCCCUGGGCAAGGCUCGCAACUGCCUCAGCGACUUCUCGCGCGUCCUAGAGAUCAAGCCGGACUUCUCGAUGGCACGCGGACAGCGAGGAAUCGUGUAUCUGAGACUGGGAGACUUCGACAGUGCCGAGAUUGACUUCCACACAGUGCUUCUCGAUGAGCCUUACAAUGAGGACGUGAACUACUUGUACAGCAAAAUUGAUCCCGCGCGCGAGCAAUGGGAGUCAAUUGAGGAGUUGAGAGCGCGCGGCGACUACAGGACGUCCAUUGCCUUCCUCACGCAACUCCUGGAGAUCUCGCCGUGGUGUGCAAAGUUCCGUGAGACACGCGCCGAUUGCUACAUCAAGGAGAACGACGUGUUGAGCGCCGUGUCUGAUCUCAGGUCUGUCAAUCGGCUGUCGCAGGACAGCACGGCAGGCUACUUCCGCUUGGCGGAGUUGCUGUACAAUCUGGGCCACACGGCGGAUGCGCUGAAGGAGAUCCGUGAGUGCCUGAAGCUGGAUCCGGAGCACAAAGACUGCUUUCCCUUCUACAAGAAGCUGAAGAAGGUGGAGAAGGCGCUGUCGGAUGCGCAGCAAUUCCUGGACGAGCGUCAGUUUGUGGAGUGCGUGGAGUCGGCCGAGAAGGCGCUGAAGUUCGAGACGGAGAUCCCAAUGGUGAUGUUCAGCGCCAAGCAGCUGCUGUGCUCGUGUCACGUCAAGGAGGAGCAGUUCACGCAGGCCGUGACACGAUGCCGUGAGGCGCUGGAGCUGCACAAGGAUCCCAGCGUGCUCUGUGAUCGUGCCGAGGCGUUCAUUGGCACCGAGAUGUUCGACGAUGCCAUUAAGGACUAUCAGGCCGCCAUCAACAUCGAUGAGCACCUGCAGCGGGCCAAAGAGGGACUGGAGAGGGCGAAGCGGCUGCAGAAGCAGUCCGAGCGUCGGGAUUACUACAAGAUUCUCAAUGUGAAGCGCACAGCCACGAAGCAGGAGGUGAUCAAGGCGUACAGGAAGGCGGCCCAGAAGUGGCAUCCGGACAAUUUUCAGGGUGAUGAGAAGAAGAUUGCCGAGAAGAAGUUCAUCGACAUUGCGGCGGCGAAGGAAGUGCUGACGGAUCCGGAGAAGAGGCAGCAAUUCGACAAUGGUGAGGAUCCACUGGAUCCCGAGGGUGGAAGUCAGCAUGGCUUCAGGGGUGGCAAUCCCUUCCAUCACUUCCACCACGGCUCGCCGUUCCAGUUUAAAUUUCACUUUAACUAAUCACACGAGGCCACGUCAGUGAAGCUGGAAGAUCGGCGGCGGCGCUUCUGUUCGUUCCGCCCAUCCGCGACCAAAACAAAUUCUGCCUGGAUGAUCCAGUCUCGCGAUAGCUUAACUUAUUUUCUCUUUCUUCUUUAUAUUUCUUUUUGGAGUUUUUCAACACAAUUUCCCCACCGUUUCGACACGAACUUCUUUUAUUUAAUCACAACACAAGAAAAGUGCAGGAAUGUGCAAAUCGCGGGAAGACGCGAGGAGGAGGAAUUCAGGGCCGUUUCUUGCCUUCUUUUUGGGGCAGUUUUCAAUCACAGCUUUGCGCCUUCCUGCACUUUGCUGAUGAUCAGCUCGCGAUUUUGCAAUAUUAAUCCUUCCGCGGCGCUGUUGGAAGUUCGAGUGUUGAAUUUGGGAGGGGUUUAUCAGUCAGGUUUUAAAGUGUCUGAUGGAAAAGUGUGACUGUGAGAUCUGUGUGAAUCUUGAGAAUAUCUGUAAAUACAAAAUAAUAAACUUUGUUAAGUAACGCAAA
Molecule: messenger RNA, 2174 nt
Organism: Phlebotomus argentipes
Lineage: Eukaryota; Metazoa; Arthropoda; Insecta; Diptera; Psychodidae
Gene: P58IPK
Product: dnaJ homolog subfamily C member 3
Exons: 5
Coding region: 164-1654 (496 amino acids)
Biological process (GO): protein folding in endoplasmic reticulum
Cellular component (GO): endoplasmic reticulum
Molecular function (GO): misfolded protein binding; protein-folding chaperone binding
Source: RefSeq, a predicted model, not a curated record